AUGAGGGGUGGGAUGUCGAAAACGAGCGCCGUCCUAGAAGAAGACACUGCACGAACGACUGCACACCUGAACGUUGGUGGAGGACUUAGAAAGAAGGCAUCUGGAGUCAGGCAAUGGCUCCUUCUAGAUUCCACGGGUCAGACCCAAGUGGUCGAGGCCGGUAAGCACACUGUCAUGCGGCGGACAGGCCUACCUGCACGCGAUCUUCGUAUCCUCGACCCUAUUUUAUCAUAUCCGUCUACCUUACUAGGGCGUGAACGAGCCAUCGUCAUUAACCUGGAGCACAUUAAGGCUAUAAUUACCGCACAUGAGGUGCUUUUGCUUAAUUCCAAAGAUCCGUCUGUUGCUCCUUUCGUUCAAGAGCUCCAACGCCGUAUCCUGCGUCAUCAUCAUGCAACUGCAGCUCAGGUUUUCUCUAAUUACACUUAUAGCAUUGGGUCAAAGAAGAUUCACAAAUAUUUGUUGUCUAUUCUAUUCAUAGUUGAGGGUAUGGCAAUGGAGGAAGGUAGAGCAUCCACAAGCAGCUGGCAAGAGGGGAUACAUUCUCUUGAUGGAUUGAAACUUCUUCAAUUCGAGUUUAUUGCACUUGAGGCCUGCCUAGAGGCAGCUUGCAGUUGCUUGGGCAAGGAGGCAAGGACAUUGGAGGAAGAAGCCCAUCCAGCUCUGGAUAAGUUGACUACAAAGAUUUGUACUCUCAAUCUGGAGCGUGUUCGUCAAAUUAAAAGUAGGCUGGUUGAUAUUACAGGACGUGUUCAAAAGGUUAGGGAUGAAUUAGAGCACUUGCUUGAUGAUGAUGAAGAUAUGUUUCAGAUGUAUCUGAGUGAUAAACUAGAGCAACGACUUGACAAUGCUUCUUCGUUUAACAAGCUUGAUGAUGUGGAUGAGUCAGAAAUGAAUGAUAGGUUCGCAUCCACCUUGCGUUUGACGCCACCUACUUUUGAAGUUUCUGAGAAUUUUUCCUUUGAUAGAGUCCAUCGCCCUAUGAAAGGCAAUGAGAACAUACAUGAAGGUGUGGAGCCUGGAAGAGUUAGUCAUGGGGCUCGAACGAGCAUAGCCCGAAGUAGUAUGACCAACAAACACCAUGAUGUUGAGGAACUUGAAAUGUUGUUGGAGGCCUACUUUGUUCAGAUAGAUGGUACCUUCAAUAAAUUAUCAACGCUGAGGGAGUAUGUGGACGACACGGAAGACUACAUCAACAUAAUGUUGGAUGAUAAGCAAAACCAUCUUCUGCAAAUGGGUGUCAUGCUGUCAACCAUGAGUCUUAUAGUAGGUGCCCUCGUAGUCAUGGCUGGAGCCUUUGGAAUGAACAUCAACAUUCAACUUUUCAAUGGAGACACUGCAGCCGAAAAGGAAGCUGGUAUGCGUAAAUUUUUGUUCACUGUUGGUGGUGGAACAACUGGUGGCAUCUUCCUAUAUGUUAUCGCUGUCACCUGGUACAAGAACAAAUGGCUUAUACAGUGA
Molecule: messenger RNA, 1461 nt
Organism: Helianthus annuus (common sunflower)
Lineage: Eukaryota; Viridiplantae; Streptophyta; Magnoliopsida; Asterales; Asteraceae
Product: magnesium transporter MRS2-3
Exons: 5
Coding region: 1-1461 (486 amino acids)
Biological process (GO): magnesium ion transport
Molecular function (GO): magnesium ion transmembrane transporter activity
Source: RefSeq, a predicted model, not a curated record